CGGAAUCUGUGGGUGGGGAUGGAGUUGGACACCAAGGUGAGAUGGAAUCUGUGGGUGGGGAUGGAGUUGGGCAUCAAGGUGAGACGGAAUCUGUGGGUGGGGAUGGAGUUGGGCACCAAGGUGAGACGGAAUCUGUGGGUGGGGAUGGAGUUGGGCAUCAAGGUGAGACGGAAUCUGUGGGUGGGGAUUGAGUUGGGCAUCAAGGUGAGACGGAAUCUGUGGGUGGGGAUGGAGUUGGGCACCAAGGUGAGACGGAAUCUGUGGGUGGGGAUGGAAUUGGGCAUCAAGGUGAGACGGAAUCUGUGGGUGGGAAUGGAGUUGGGCAUCAAGGUGAGACGGAAUCUGUGGGUGGGGAUUGAGUUGGGCAUCAAGGUGAGACGGAAUCUGUGGGUGGGGAUGGAGUUGGGCAUCAAGGUGAGACGGAAUCUGUGGGUGGGGAUGGAGUUGGGCACCAAGGUGAGACGGAAUCUGUGGGUGGGGAUUGAGUUGGGCAUCAAGGUGAGACGGAAUCUGUGGGUGGGGAUGGAGUUGGGCACCAAGGUGAGACGGAAUCUGUGGGUGGGGAUGUAGUUGGGCAUCAAGGUGAGACGGAAUCUGUGGGUGGGGAUGGAGUUGGGCAUCAAGGUGAGACGGAAUCUGUGGGUGGGGAUGGAGUUGGGCAUCAAGGUGAGACGGAAUCUGUGGGUGGGGAUGGAGUUGGGCACCAAGGUGAGACGGAAUCUGUGGGUGGGGAUUGAGUUGGGCAUCAAGGUGAGACGGAAUCUGUGGGUGGGGAUGGAGUUGGGCACCAAGGUGAGACGGAAUCUGUGGGUGGGGAUGUAGUUGGGCAUCAAGGUGAGACGGAAUCUGUGGGUGGGGAUGGAGUUGGGCAUCAAGGUGAGACGGAAUCUGUGGGUGGGGAUGGGAGUUGGGCACAAAGGUGAGACAGAAUCUGUGGGUGGGGAUGGAGUUGGGCAUCAAGGUGAGACGGAAUCUGUGGGUGGGGAUGGAGUUGGGCAUCAAGGUGAGACGGAAUCUGUGGGUGGGGAUGGAGUUGGGCAUCAAGGUGAGACGGAAUCUGUGGGUGGGGAUGGAGUUGGGCAUCAAGGUGAGACGGAAUCUGUGGGUGGGGAUGGAGUUGGGCACCAAGGUGAGACGGAAUCUGUGGGUGGGGAUUGAGUUGGGCAUCAAGGUGAGACGGAAUCUGUGGGUGGGGAUGGAGUUGGGCACCAAGGUGAGACGGAAUCUGUGGGUGGGGAUGUAGUUGGGCAUCAAGGUGAGACGGAAUCUGUGGGUGGGGAUGGAGUUGGGCAUCAAGGUGAGACGGAAUCUGUGGGUGGGGAUGGGAGUUGGGCACAAAGGUGAGACAGAAUCUGUGGGUGGGGAUGGAGUUGGGCAUCAAGGUGAGACGGAAUCUGUGGGUGGGGAUGGAGUUGGGCACAAAGGUGAGACGGAAUCUGUGGGUGGGGAUGGAGUUGGGCACAAAGGUGAGACGGAAUCUGUGGGUGGGGAUGGAGUUGGGCAUCAAGGUGUACUAUAGUACACUGACAGCAUGGGGCAUGGCUCAUGCUACCAAUCACUGGAUUGUCCGGUCCAGACUCCCAAUAUGUACAGGCCACUAUUUUAUAGCUGAAAUAUUGCUGAGUGUGGCAGACAGUUUUCAAUGGUUGUUAAUUUCUGUGUGAACCAAGAUCAAUUGCAUAUUGCUCUUUGAUAACGUUGCGCUCCACACGAGGAUGAAAUAGAAUUCUGUCAUUUCUUAUUCUGUAUGGCUGAGGCUGAGGCUCAGGUUAAAUUGAUACACUUUCUGAUUCGUCCAUCCAAUGUGUCCAUCCCACAAACCCAGAUGCAAUGUGCUACAGGACAUUACUAACAUAUUUUCUCUAUUAUACAUCAUAUUCUCAGACAUGUCAUUCUGGCAGCAUGCACAUGUGUCUUCUCUCUGUUCUUUGCAAACUUUGACUAACUUCAUGCUUGCCUGUCUGA
Molecule: messenger RNA, 1965 nt
Organism: Haliotis rufescens (red abalone)
Lineage: Eukaryota; Metazoa; Mollusca; Gastropoda; Lepetellida; Haliotidae
Exons: 2
Coding region: 19-570 (183 amino acids)
Source: RefSeq, a predicted model, not a curated record